AUGAAUACACUCUCUCCGCCACCCAAGCUCACCCAUCUAUUUACUCUCCGGUGUGCGGUCGAUCCGCCAAUGGAGGUCGGAAAUGGUCCAUAUGGAAGACGGCGUUGUGUUCCGAUCAAAUCUGGAUCAGUGAAAGGGAAGUACAUCAACGGCGAGGUUGUGCCUACUGGAGGCGCAGAUUUUAUGUUGGUCGAGGAAGACCAAACGACACACGUCAACACGAACUAUAUGAUCAAAAGUGACGAUGGAGCGUAUAUCUACAUUCGGACUGAAGGCACUAGAGCUGGCCCCCCGGAAGUGCUUCGAGCGCUGAUGGAAGGCGGACCUGUGGAUCCCAGCCAGUAUUGGUUUCAUCUGCAUGUGAAGAUUGAGACUGGUCAUGAGAAGUACAAGUGGAUGAACAACCGUGUCAUUGUUGGACGCGCGACCAGGGCCAAGGGCGAAGUAGCCUAUGAUGCUUACUUUUUGGAAAAUCCCUCCGAUGCAGAAGUUGGGAAAAAUAAGAGCUUGCUCUAA
Messenger RNA from Penicillium nucicola, 516 nucleotides. RefSeq names its product DUF3237 domain-containing protein. The transcript has 3 exons. Lineage: Eukaryota; Fungi; Ascomycota; Eurotiomycetes; Eurotiales; Aspergillaceae. The coding region runs from base 1 to 516 and encodes 171 amino acids. The record is from RefSeq and is a predicted model, not a curated record.